Molecule: messenger RNA, 3030 nt
Organism: Emiliania huxleyi CCMP1516
Lineage: Eukaryota; Haptophyta; Isochrysidales; Noelaerhabdaceae
Exons: 4
Coding region: 1-3030 (1009 amino acids)
Source: RefSeq, a predicted model, not a curated record
AUGGCACGCGAAAUGGAGCUCCAUCGCGCCGGCGGCACCUUCAUCGGCCGCAUCGACAUCGACCCUUCGGCAGCGCUCGCUGCCAAUCACGAGACGACACACAACAAGAAGGCGGCGCAGAAGGCGACGCAGUGGGCACUGAUUCUCGACAACUCGGCGUCCAUGGGCCAGUGGUCGGCGCGCGUGGUGCAGCACGUCUUCCCGGCCCUGCUUCGCCGGCUCGGCGUCUCGGACAACGACAAGCUGCUCCUGAUUCUCUUCGCCAGCACGGCGGAGGUCUUCGAUAUCCGCGCGUGCGAGCUGCCGCACUUCAAGCUGCCGCGGCAGGGCUCGACGCAGAUGCGCGACGUCUUCGCACACCUGCCGGCGCGGCUCACUCCUGGCCGCCGCACCAACAUCCUGGUCGUGUCCGAUGGUGCGGUGCACGAUCAGGAGGCGUCCGUGGCAGCCGCCUCGGCCAUCGCGGCGCAGCUCACGGCGCUCAUGCCCAUUGUGACCGCUGCCGCGGUGCGGCUGAUCACGUCGGCUCGCGCCGAGCCCGACACUCGCGCCCUCGCCGCGUGGCUGCAGUUCAACACUGCAGCUGGCGAGCGCUCCGCAAUCGCCGACCUCGACGUGCACCACUUGCCCGACCUCGACGGCGUGGUCGACGGCGUGGUCGACGGCAUGGCCUCGCUCUUCGACGGCGCGGCGACGGCCUCCGCGUUCACGCUCACCACCGAUCCGCCGGCCAUCCACGUGCAGCCGUGGGACGCGACGGCGGUCGGCACGACCUACCUCAAGCCCGGCCCCAACGCCAUCUUCCUCGCCGCGCAGCCCGACACGGUCCUGCUCAACGGCGAGCGAGUGCGAGUGACGCUGGCGCCGGAGCCCGUCACCACCGACACGCUGGCCGCGCUGGUGGGCGACCGCGUGGACGCCUUCCUCGCAAAGCUGCGCGUCCUCAAGGUGAUCGCGAGCGAGCAGGCGACGGAGGAGAUGCAGCGCAUCGUCGCCUUCUGGCAGGGCUUCGAGGCCGCCCUCGCCCCGCCGGCCGACUUUGCGCCCCUGCUCGCCGAGGGCGGCCUGCGGUCGCGCCGCCAGUACCUGCUCGCCGCGACGCAGCGCAAGCUCAAGUCGAUCACGAACGCAAUGCGGGCCGUCGCCAACGACGACCGCGUCGCGCGCCUCAACGCGUCGCAGCAGGCGGACUACCUGCGCACGACGCAGGUGGGCUCGAAGAAUGGGCGCGGCCUCGCCAAGCGCGCGGAGGCGGCGGGCCUCGACUUCGACCGCACGGUGCGCGACGAGAUCCGGGCGAUGGCUGCGCACCUGCACGAGCUCGAGGGCGUGGACGACUCGCAGUGGUCCGUCUCCUUCUUCUCGCAGGCGACGACGCUCGACGGCGUGCGCGAGGUGUGCGCCCUCGCCUCCGCCGACGCCUUCGACUCCCUCCUCGCCAUCGAGCUGCUCGAGCUGCUCAACCUGGUCGGCGUCUGCGUGGCCGCACCCGUCGGCGACUUCCCCGAUCCGAUGACGUACCGCGUCGACGCGCUGCUGCCGGGCGCGUGCGUCUCGGUGGCGGAUCUCACCGUGGCGGAGAAGGGCCGCGGCGGGCGGCUGCUCCACCCGACUUCCCGCCAGCCGAUUGCCAACGCCGUCCCGCUGUUUGAGGACGUGCGCCUCCAGCGCUUCCUGCAGCGGCACGCGCCGUCGACGCUUGAGUGCAUCGCGUCGGUUGGCAUGCGGCGCAUGAUCUGCGAGGUGCCGAAGACGCUUCCGUACACCAUGUGCGCGGCGAUCUGGCAGCUGGUCGGCGCGAUGGACGCCGAUCGCUCCCAGCUGCACGUCGAGCUGCUCGCCACGCUGGCACCCUCGUACGAGCUGUCGCUCAAGGACAAGGAGGGCACCGGCUACUUUGACUACCUGAUGCCCCUGCUGGUGCGGCCGCGCCACCCAGAGGAGAAGGAGUUCUUCCUGAAUUUCAACGGCAUCACCAACUGCAUCCAGCCGCUCUGGCGCCUCGCGUGCGAGGGCGAGCACCGCACGCUACCGCGCAUCCUGCGCGCGCUCUACUCCUUCGAGUGCAAGAACCAGCCAGAGGGCUACGCGAUGGAUACGCUGCGCCAGCUUCUCGGCGUCGACCUUGCGGCGCGGGGCACGCCGCUGCCCGCGCCCUUCACCCGCCCCGCCGAGCUGCGCCACUGCGAGGCGCGUUUCGUCGACGAGGCGCUCUUUGGCGAGCUGAAGCGCGACCUGUCCUUUGUGCACGCGUGCACGCUGAUCGUGCCGCUCUUCUCUGCAGAGCGCAUCGACCGGGAGACCGGGGAGCCGCUGCUCCCUGAUCUUGGCGCGAACGGGGGCGCCGCGGGCGCGGAGGCGUGCGCCCGAUUCCUCGAGGCGCAGUACGCGGCGGACUACCACCGCCGCCUCGGCGUGCUGGCUGGCCAGGAGCUGCGCACGCUGCAGGAGGAGCACCUGGCAGACCUGCUCGCGGCGCCGACGGCCGACUUGUUCAACGGCCUGCUCAAGGCCGGCCUCGAGCGCGGCCCGAUCGCGUUCAAGAUCGCCAACUCGAACUCUGCCGGCGCAUCCGAGCUGCGCGCCGCGCUCCUCAGCGCGGAUGUGCCGGUGCCCGCGCGCGGCCAAAAGCUCUGGACCUUGCUGUCGGGCACCGACCGGUCCGGCGCGCCCGUCUGGAACGGCGGCAACAUGCUGCGCACGCCGCUCGCCCCGCUGCGAGAGGCGCUGAUCGGGCUCGGCAAGCACCGCCUGCUCGCCGCGCUCGAGAAGGCGUACAAGACGCGCCGCGCGCACGUGUACCGCGCCGGCGCCGAGCUCCCAAACCGACAGGGCCACUCCAACGACAAGCCGUCCUACUUCGCGUUUGGCCACGCGUCGCUCGAGUCGUUUGCGCGAUCUGUCGACGCGGCGGGCUGGGCAGAGUACGAGCGCGAGCACUGCGGCUGCUGCGGCGUGGCGCGGCUUGCGCGCGCGCUCGCGGCUGAGCGGCUCCGCUGCCAGCCGGUGGAGGUGUCCGGCGCCGCAUGA